AUGUUUGAAUUAAAUGAUCUUUUCGAUACAUUUCUCUUUCGUACAACAACAUUAACUGGUUUUUUAUUUUAUUGGUUACCAAUAAUAUGUAUUUUUUCACCAACAUAUUUAAGUCCAUUUGCAUUUGUUGAUUCAACUCAAGAAUUUAAAGCAUAUAGAAUGGUUCAAUAUGAUUUAUAUGGUCAAGCAUAUGGUAGUCGACAAGCAUUUAUUUCAAGUGAAGUUCGUUUAUGGUCACAUACAAAUCUUAAUCGAAAAGCUGCAUUAAUACGUUUAGAAAAAUUAACAAUUGAACGUUUUCGUUCACUUAUUUCAAAAGGUAUUAAUAGUUUAUUUAUUGUUAUACCAUCAACAAAUACACCAUGGACAAAUGAACAAAAAUCAGAUAUAUGUGAUUUAGAAGCAAUUUUACUUAGUGAAAGUGUUCCAAUACCUGUUUAUUUUCUUCGAGAAACACAACAAAUGAAUGAUUUAUAUAAAUCAAUUGAAUCACGACGUGAUUCAACUAAAGAUUCAGCAUUAGCAGUUAUUUAUGAUAUGAUUACAGCUGAUGGUUAUCAAUUAUCAGUUAAUACUGGUAAAUAUGGUCAAAGAACGGAUAGUGUUUUAUAUAAUAUAGCAGGAAAAUUAAUUGGUCAUGGUAUUGAAGAACGUUUACCAAAAAUUCUUCUUGUUGCUCAUUAUGAUGCACUUGGUUUAGCAAAUGGUUUAAUACAAGGUGCUGAUUCUAAUGCAAGUGGUAUUUUAAUUUUAUUAAAAUUAAUUCGUUUAUUUUCAAAAUUAUAUGCUAAACAAACAACACGAGCUAAAUAUAAUUUAUAUUUUUUAUUUGCUGCUGGUGGAAAAUUAAAUUAUCAAGGAAGUAAAAAAUGGAUUGAUGAUUAUCAUGAUCAAAAACAUCAACAACAACUUCCAAAUGAUAUUGAUGUUGUUGUUUGUCUUGAUUCAUUGGGUCAAUCAAAUCAACUUUAUAUGCAUGUUUCAAAACCACCAAAAGAAACACAAGCUGCUGGUAUUUUACGUGAACUUCUUACAGAAUUAAGUGAAAAAUCGACUUAUGGUCCAUUAAAUUUCGAACAAAUCCAUAAGAAAAUUUUAAAAACAAGUGAUUUUGUUUCAUGGGAACAUGAAAAAUAUUCUUGGUCAAAAUUAUCUGGAUUUACUUUAUCACAUUUAAAUUCAUCAAAAUCAUGUUCACAUUCAUCUAUAAGUGAUGUACGUAAUGACGUUGAAUUAACAUCAAUUGAACGUAAUUAUCAAUAUAUAAGUGAUGCAUUAAUACGUUUAAUAUUUAAUAAAACAGAUAUUAAUUUAUCAAUUAUUGAUCAAAAUUAUUUAUUAUCUAAUCAACAAUCUGAUUAUGAUCAAAUAACAUUUACAAAACAAUGGUUAACAUUUUUAACGAAUUAUUCACGAUCACCAUCAUUAUUAACUAAAACUCAUCCUAUUGUUGUUGCACUUGAACAAUAUGCUAAUCGAUAUUUAACAAAUGUUGUUAAAACAACAAUACGUCCUAAUAAAAAAGAUCCAGAAUUUGUUUUCUUUGAUGGAGAUGAUGAUCAAGGACGGCAAUUAUAUGUUUAUCGUAUUAAACCCGCUAUAUUUGAUCUUGUUUUAGCUAUAUUUAUUGCUGCUUAUCUUGGUAUUAUCUAUAUGAUAGCAGCCAAUUGGUCGAUGAUAAUUAAUAUUCUUUUACGUUAUAAACCGUUAACAAAUACAUUUUUAUCAUCAUCACAAUAUGGAGGAUAUAAACGUAAAAUAAAUUAA
Molecule: messenger RNA, 1767 nt
Organism: Rotaria sp. Silwood2
Lineage: Eukaryota; Metazoa; Rotifera; Eurotatoria; Philodinida; Philodinidae
Source: the annotation of a GenBank genome assembly